AUGGGUAGUCAAAUGUUUUUCUCAUUUCAAGAUUCUCGAGCACUUUAUUUAGUUACGGAAUACAUUCCUGGUGGUGAUAUGAUGUCAUUGUUAAUCAAGAAGGGUAUUUUCGAAGAACCGUUAGCACGAUUUUAUAUUGCUGAAUUGACACUGGCACUGCAAAGUGUUCAUGCUAUGGGAUUUGUACAUCGAGAUAUCAAACCGGACAAUAUUCUUAUUAAUCGUGAAGGUCACAUUAAACUUGCCGAUUUCGGUCUGUGUACUGGCUUUCGUUGGACGCAUAGUUCAAAAUAUUGGGGUCUAGACUUUAGUAAACCGUGUUCAUCACCAAAUCGUAGUAGAAUAAAUCGUGCUAAGACAACUGAACUACCUGAUGAUAGAGAUAAAACGAAUGAAGAGCAAACCACAAAAAACAGUAAAGAAUGCGAUGAAGAUGAUAUUACAACUUUAGAAAAGGAAGAAAUCGGAGCACUUGAACAAGUUCGUAAUCUCCGUCAAACAAAUGGCAAACAGUUCACAGCAAUAAGAGGUGUACAUCAUGAUAAAACGCUAGAAAGACGUAGAAACAGCUUUGCUAACCGUCGGUGUGCACAGUCUUUGGACACACUAUUGAAUGUGUCACAUUUGAUGGCUGAAGUACACUGUUUUGGACAAAUUUUAAGUGGACACGGAUUUCCAGGGAAAGACCUAUUCUGCAAAUGGGGCCUUAAAUUCGGUGGUGCUUGGAGAUUAAUUGAAGGCACGAGCGAAGGAGAAACCCAAGUUGACUGCCCAAUAGUUGGUGAAAAGGCUUACUUUUGUCAUCCCAUAGAUCUACAUUUUGCAACCAAAGGCUUGCAAGGUUGGCCAAAACUACACUUCCAAGUAUGGCAUCAUGACUGGGUCGGGAAAAAUGAGCUAUUCGGAUAUGGAUUUUGCCACAUUCCAACAUCUCCUGGUAAUCAUCAGGUAACGGUUCCUACAUGGAGACCUGUUGGCUCUGUUCUGGAAACUCUAACAUCAAGGCUAGUUGGCGGUGGCCCUCAUCUUCGUAGACCAGAUAUUGUCUACGAUCCAACUGACAGAUUCCUCCUCCAGACAGAGAGUAUGGGUUACUUGACACUGGAUUUGAAUGUUAUUCUGAGAAAUUUCGAUAAAUUUGGCGUGGAAAUGUGAACAAUAUGUUACAAAAACCGUUGUGCUCUACCUAAUAUCCUAAAAUACCGCCCAUCACCUGAAAGCUUCCUUGUAUAUAUAAAUUCUUUAGAAUUCAAG
Molecule: messenger RNA, 1254 nt
Organism: Trichobilharzia szidati
Lineage: Eukaryota; Metazoa; Platyhelminthes; Trematoda; Strigeidida; Schistosomatidae
Source: the annotation of a GenBank genome assembly